UUUUUUUUUUUCUUUUGAACUCUACUUUCUAUCCUUAUUAUCUAUUUUAUUUCCUAUUUCUGUGACAUAUUAUUUUUGAAUUCGGUUCAUUUAUUAUUGAAUAAAGUGUAAUCAGUUGUCUCUCUUCCUUUACUCCUUCACUACGCUCAUUUACUUACUUUAUAUAUGGAAGAGGACUUGCGCAAUAAUUGUCAAUUUAUACCAGCUCUAUGGAGGCAACGACGUGAAUUUAUUUUGGAUACAUUAAAGAAACAUAAAGCUCAAAAGAUUCUUGAUUAUGGUUGUGGAGAAGGUUCAGUUCUAUCUUUCUUGAUACCCCCUUCAGCAUAUGAUGACAUACAUUUUACUCACUUGAUCGGUCUGGAUAUUGAUCGCAACUUGCUUGAACAAGAAACCAUUGCAGCAUGUCAACCAUGGCCCUCGGAUUAUGAAUAUUUACGUGAAACUCCAUUGACAGUCGACAUAUAUCAUGGGUCAGUGGAUCAGUUGGACUCAAGAUUAAUAGGAACUUGUGAUGCUAUUAUCUGUAGUGAAGUCAUUGAACAUCUUUAUCCGAGUUGCUUAGAUGCUUGUCUACCUUUGAUGCUUGGUUCCUAUGCUCCUCCUCUUGUGAUUGUGACAACCCCCAAUGCAGAGUACAACGUCUUCUUUCCCAAUCUCAACUAUGGUACAACUAAUUCUACUUUUCGUCAUGAUGAUCACAAAUUUGAAUGGACAAGACAACAGUUCCAAGAAUGGUGUAUAAAAGGGGCAAAGCAAUACGGUUAUAAAGUUGAAUUCCAUGGAAUCGGACUAUUGGAUGGCAAACUGGAUAUGUUGGAUUAUGGACAUUGUACGCAAGCAUGUGUCUUUACAAAACAACAAGGCUCAUCAUCAACUACAGCAUUACAUCAAUCUUCAAUAGGUACAAUGCAUACAACAGACACACCACAUACAUUAUUGAAACGAUUUGAAUUUCCCUACUACAAUAUACCUUCUUUACCCGACAAAGAAAUAUUAGUACAUAUUGAAUCUUAUAUAUCCGAUUAUUGUCAAGCAGCAACAACGCAAAUACAGCAAGCAGUUGAGAAAGAAAAGGAUGUAUGCUUUGAACAAGAAGAUGAUGUAUGGUCGACCGACAAUUAUUCCUUUGAUACCCAAGACAAUAACAAUGAAGAUAGUACGAACAAUACAGCUGGACUGACAUGGUGUACUGAAUAUACUUACGAAGAUCAUCAUACCAAUGACGACAAUGACGAUACACAGGAUCAGUGGACGCUCUCCCCUGUCACAAUCAGCAUGAAUACGCUUUGGUCAACAUUACAUAUUCGGCAACUAUGUAAGACAAGGCAACGAUUUUUGGAUGUCCUACAACUUGAUCAAGAAAACUAUCGAAUCAUGGGAGAACAGUUGGUGGUACACAAAUCUUUUAGGAUCAAAAAUAAUGCUGGAUAUGGAUUAGACUCAAACGGAUGAUGAUACUUAGUUAGGUCUGUGUAUUAUAUAUUAUAGUGUUUUUUUUUUUUUGUUUUUUUUUUUU
Messenger RNA from Halteromyces radiatus, 1519 nucleotides. RefSeq lists its product as uncharacterized. Gene Ontology annotation, molecular function: O-methyltransferase activity; RNA methyltransferase activity. The coding region runs from base 166 to 1455 and encodes 429 amino acids. NCBI's taxonomy places the organism in Eukaryota, Fungi, Mucoromycota, Mucoromycetes, Mucorales, Cunninghamellaceae. The transcript is spliced from 3 exons. The record is from RefSeq and is a predicted model, not a curated record. Gene Ontology annotation, biological process: piRNA processing; siRNA processing; RNA methylation. Gene Ontology annotation, cellular component: nucleus; cytoplasm.